AACAGUAUUUAUGUUGGAUUUUUUAGAUUGAUUAUUUGAAUAUCUGCACAAUCCUCUAUGAUGUUUUCAAUACCCAUGAUUAUGUGUCCGUUUUGGUGUGACAGUGUCGAUUCUUCUACAGAUCGUGUAGGUUUUUGUAUUUUCAGUUCCUCUUUGCACAUGAUGUGAUUUGGGCAUGUGACAGUGUCUGUCUUUUUUUCUGGUCUACCAGCUCACUCCAUCUCUCAUCUGCAGUACAUUCAAAAUUCUGCUGCCAGAAUAUUAACUUCCACUAAAAAUGUGCCCACAUCACUCCUAUCCUAUUUAAUCUUCACUGGUUGCCUGUAUCAUCUCGUGUUAUAUACAUUCUCCUGCUCACCUUCCAGUCACUUAAUGGUCUUGCUCCCUCCUAUCUUUCUGAUCUACUCUCUCCCUAUAUUCCUUCCCGCUCACUCCGGUCUUGAAGUUCUGAACUUCUUUGUGCCUAGGUUCUGUUUAUCUUCAAUGGUGGCAGGUCUUUUUCUGUCAUGGCACCCAAACUUUGGAACUCGCUUCACUUGGCGCUCAGAACAAUGACCUCUUUCAGCGAAUUUAAAUCAAAGCUAAAAACAUAUUUGCUCACUCAACACUAUCAGUUAUAAUGUGUAUUCUUCUUUAAAUUAUAUUUCUCACCCGGAUGUCACCAAGAAUGUAGACAAUACUACUAAUCGCAUUGUGUAUUUGUGUAUUUGUCCUAUAUGUAUUCCCUUUUCUUUUCUUUUUUUUUUUUUUUGCCUACUUUCUGUGUUGUCUUCAUGACACAAUGUUAUGUUUCUUUCCUAUGAUUUAAAGUUUACUCAACUUCUAUUAUAUCAUAAAACUGCAUUAUCCAUGACUUCUGGACUGGGCAAAUGUCCAUCGCCCAUUUAAUUGUUACCUCUUUAUUGAUUAUUUGUUGUAUCAUGGUACCUUGUAAAGUGUCCUUGAGCCUGGGAAAGGUGCUAUAUAAAUUAAACAUAGAUUAUUAUUAUCAGACUCACAUCAGGCAGGACAAAACUGAAGCAGUCCUGCAGACACACACACUGGAGACUGGAGACCUGAAGAGAGUCAAAGACCAGCACAAAACCAGCAUGAAGAACAAGUAUGAGAGAUUAUUUGAGGGAAUCAAAGUGCAAGAGACUUGAACCCUCCUGAACAGGAUCUACACACAGCUCUACAUCAUAGAGGGAGAGAGUGAAGGAGUGAAUGAAGAACAUGAGGUUUCACUGAUGGAGAAAACAGCCAGAACACAACACUCACAAGACACUCCAAUCUACUGCAAUGACAUCUUUAAAGCCUCACCUGAAACAGGAUGUGAGGAGAAACACCAGAUCAAGACUGUUCUUACUAAAGGCAUCGCUGGAAUUGGAAAAACCAUCUCUGUGCAGAAGUUCAUUCUGGACUGGGCCGAGGGAAAAGCCAAUCAGGAUGUAGAUUUCAUGUUUGUGCUUCCAUUUCUCGAGCUGAACUUGAUCCGAGAUCAUCAAUACAGUCUUCACAGACUUCAGCUGGACUUUAAUCCUGAACUUCAAAAUCUGGACUCAAAGAUUUAUGAGGAGUGUAAAGUUGUGUUCAUCUUUGAUGGUCUGGAUGAAAGCAGAAUCACACUUAUGUUUUUAGAUGCUCAAAAAGUUUCUGAUGUGACCGAGACUUCAUCAGUGGGUGUGUUGAUGUCAAAUCUCAUGAAAGGAGAGCUGCUUUCCUCUGCUUUCAUCUGGAUCACCUCCAGACCAGCAGCAGCCAAUCAGAUCCCCUCCGAAUACAUCAACCGUCUGACAGAGAUUCAGGGAUUCAGUGAGCCUCAGAAGGAGGAAUAUUUCAGGAAGAGAAUCAGUGACAAGCAUCAAGCCAGCAGAAUUAUCUCACACAUCAGAAGAACAAGAAGCCUCCACAUCAUGUGCCACAUACCCAUCUUCUGCUGGAUCUCAGCCACUGUGCUUCAGAAGCUCCUGAAAGAAGAUCUGAGUGCAGAAAUCCCUUAAACUCUGACUGAAAUGUA
Ctenopharyngodon idella (grass carp) is the source of this 1996-nucleotide messenger RNA. Its product is annotated as NACHT, LRR and PYD domains-containing protein 6-like. NCBI's taxonomy places the organism in Eukaryota, Metazoa, Chordata, Actinopteri, Cypriniformes, Xenocyprididae. The transcript has a single exon. The record is from RefSeq and is a predicted model, not a curated record. The coding region runs from base 1227 to 1979 and encodes 250 amino acids.